Messenger RNA from Entelurus aequoreus (snake pipefish), 1709 nucleotides. It is a transcript of the gene sh2d5, whose product is annotated as SH2 domain containing 5. Gene Ontology annotation, cellular component: postsynaptic density. The record is from RefSeq and is a predicted model, not a curated record. The coding region runs from base 243 to 1463 and encodes 406 amino acids. The transcript has 10 exons. NCBI's taxonomy places the organism in Eukaryota, Metazoa, Chordata, Actinopteri, Syngnathiformes, Syngnathidae.
GAAAUUGUAGGUGUACUACUUCCGCUUUGGCGAUGACAUCACAAAUUGGGCAACGACUGCUUGGCGGUGAGGACGUCUGGACUUCCACUGAGGCGUCGACGCGGUCAUUAGUCUGCGGUACCACCGAGGAGGGACUCCACCUCUACCUCCACCGCCUCGCUCUCGUCCCUUGCGUCAACCCCGCCUCGGCGCACCUGGGGUGAGGCACCACGGGAGCUCCGACAGCCGCGCGGCAGAGCAUAAUGGGUGAGGCACCAGUCGGAGAGGACGGCACCGUGAUACGAUCAGCUGAGUAUGUAGGCUCUUUCCCCGUGGACGACCGCUGCCUAGAUGAGCAGAUAGAGGAACUGCACAGGCACCUGACGGCCCUGAAGGCAUGCAGAAGAAGUCGGCCCGUGUCCCUGAAGUUCUCCAUCAAAGGCGUGAAGAUGUACGACGAGGACGAAACGACCCUUCUUAUGGCCCACGCUCUACGCAGAGUGUCGCUGUCAACCGCCCGCCCAAGCGAUGCCCAGUUUGCUUUUGUCUCCCACAACCCAGGCAGCGCUGACGCCCAGCUGUACUGCCACGUUUUCAAAGCCAGACAUGCCAGAGCUGCCCAGUUCCUGAACCUGCUGCUGUGCCGCUGCUUCCAGCUGUACUACAUGGAGAAGCACCCUGAGGACACCCAGGAGUUCUCCUCUGGCUCUACGCCUCGGCGCAGCCCCUCGCUUCUCAACCACGGCUUCCCGCUCAGUGUCAGCGCCCUGGUGUCUUUCAGAAGAGCCCCGUUCCUGGGGUUGAUGUUUGGCUCAAAGAAACCAAAGUCCUCCGGCGAGCAGCAGCUCGGCAGCCAAGACGAGGUCUUCCCCACAUCCUCCCCCUCGCUGGUACGCAAGAAAGCCAUCCGCAGCAAGGGGAUGCGCUCCGGGGCCUACCGCUCCUUCACCUUCACGCCGCUCAAACAGCGCACCGUCCAGGAGCGUCUGAGCGCCGCACAAGAAAAGGAUCAAGACAGUACACCAGCGAGAAGGUCCCGGGUGCCCAGCUUAGCCGAAACCGAGGAAGCACUGGCUCAGGCUGUGUGGUGUUGGGCCGGUAUUACAACUGACAGCAGCUACUCCCUCCUGGCUGAUGAUGUCCUGGGAUCCUACCUCUUGUGUCCACAUCCCAAGAAACCCAAAGCCGGCUCCCUCAUCAUCCGCUUCCCAUCUGGACUCAUUACCCACCUCAUUGCAAACCGUAAAGGGAAUUUCCUGCUGGAGAAGUGCAAAGCUGAAUACAGCUCCAUUGCAGAGCUGAUUGAACAUUACACAGAGAAGCAGGACGAGCUGCCGUGCCAGCUGAGCUGCGCCCGGGUAAACCACUGUUACGAGUGGGAGGAGGACGCUGUCUGCCUGCAGGCUGAGGAGCCACACAAGAGCCUGAACAAAAGCAAAUUUAGGAGGACGAUGAAAGGAAUGGGGCAGAAGACUGGACGCUAGAACAUUUUCACUGCCAACCGCUACUCGAACCACAUAUUUACCCUUUUGCACAUAUAUUUUCUUUUUGGUCUCAUGGGAGGUUUCUAAACGUUCACAACAAUGCACCUUUUUACUGUUGGCACUUCAAGUAUGUAUAAAAUGCAGGUUACUUCGUCAGCGCUUUUGUUUUGUACUUGCUGUUUUUAUGUUUUUGUAUGGCCUAUGUGUAUUUUUAAUCCAUAGUGUUUUUAAGGCACAGGUCUUCAU